CGCAUCGACCCAGAGCUCCUCCUCCCGAUUCCCGCCUUCUCGCCGACCAACGCCGCACGCCGCCGCGAACCCUCUGCCGAGAACACCCCCUCGUCCCCGUCACCGUCCCAGUCGCGUAUCCCGCGCAGUACCGCCCUGCGCCGCACCCGCUCGGCCGCGCCGACCUUCCGCAGCGGCGAGCCCUCCUCCCCGUCGACGGGCGCGUACGCCCGCCACGCCGCCGCUGCGCCCCCAACACCCGCAUCGCUGCACUGGCCAGGCGCACGCCGUACGUCGCCGCCGACGCUCGCAGCGGCCGCGUCAGCCGAGCUCGGCGCGCCUCGCGUGCUCAGGCCGCGCCCUCGUCCCGCACUCGGCGCCGCGGCCCCGUCGUCGCCCACCUCGUCCGCCUCGGCGCGCCGCACGCGCACCGUAUCGGACAGCGCUGCGCCCACGGUGAGCGCGGCGUACCCGAGCCCGCCCGCGUCGUCGUCGUCGGCGGCGUCCUCGACGGGCCGGCGGCGCACUUUUGGCGGGUCGCCGAGCAGCGGCGCGGUGGGCGGCACGCUCGCGGCCGUCAUGGAGGACGAGCGACCCGAGACGGCAGAGCUGGCGAUGUCGACGCCGAUGACGAGGAGCCGCAGCGGGAGCGACGGCGAGGGAACGACGGUCGGAGAGGCGGGAGCGGGCGCAGAGAGCGACAGGCGCUUGCGCAGAAGGAGGACCGUCGGCGGGGCGGCCGACAUCGUCGGAGGUGCUGCGUCGUCGCUCUCAUCGUCGUUAGCGUCGUCGACGGCGGCGGCGCCGCGGCGCAAAGGUUUGCGAUGAGCCCUCGUCGUCGCAACCUCGAUACCUUUUCACUCGCACCCGUUCAGGAUACCCCCUUUUGAGUCGCGCUCGCGCCCCCUUUUUGCCCGUUUCCCCUCGCACUCGUUCAUAGUUCCUCUCUCUCUCGUCGGCCU
Rhodotorula graminis WP1 is the source of this 941-nucleotide messenger RNA. RefSeq lists its product as uncharacterized. The record is from RefSeq and is a predicted model, not a curated record. The annotation marks the transcript as partial. The transcript is spliced from 2 exons. NCBI's taxonomy places the organism in Eukaryota, Fungi, Basidiomycota, Microbotryomycetes, Sporidiobolales, Sporidiobolaceae.